Messenger RNA from Diachasmimorpha longicaudata, 1589 nucleotides. RefSeq names its product FGFR1 oncogene partner 2 homolog (gene Fgop2). The record is from RefSeq and is a predicted model, not a curated record. The transcript is spliced from 2 exons. Bases 162 to 770 code for a protein of 202 amino acids. Lineage: Eukaryota; Metazoa; Arthropoda; Insecta; Hymenoptera; Braconidae.
UUUUUUUUGGUUAAACGAUCCCCUCUGGAAAAAACAAUCUAACCUAACUUGUAGAAAAACAGCAGAAGACAGUAAUCCACCAAAUGUCAUCUUAGGAGAAUAAAUUUUGCUCAAUAAAAUACCACCAGCAUCAUCUUCAAUCAGUUUACCACAUCCCAAAGAUGUCUUUAACGUUUCAACAAAUAAUAUGCGAUGCAAGGAAGCUCGUGGGAAGGAUCACAGACCACGAGAACACAGCUGACAACCUCAUAACUGAGAUCCAGUCUGUGUGCAAUCAAAUCGACAAUAUGAAGCAGUACCAGGACGAGAUUGACAUGCUGAACGCGGAAGCCAAGCAACGACCCCACCAGGAGUUAAUAACCAGUAUCCAACAGGAGACGAGACACUUGAGAGAGAUUCAGGCUGAGAACAAAGAGCUCAAAACUGCCCUCGAGGACUACCAGAAGACCUUGGAGCUAAUAAUGUCCAAGUACCGCCAGCAGACGUCAGCCCUCAUGAAAACCUCCAAGACAGAUUUUUCAUCCCUCUACAAUGCCAAAUAUGCAAAUAUAAUCACCAGUCAGGCGGAGAAGAUCAACGAGAUGGCAGCUGUCAUGCGAGUGGCAGCUUCGGUCGACGAGGAGAGUGAACUCAAGUUCAGAGAGACAUUCUCGAGGCUUAAGAAGGAGAACAUGGAGCUUCGGGAGAUCCUCAAUAUUACUAAUACACGAGAUUCACUGACUCUGGGUCCUCCACACGAUCACAAAACUGUCCAGACCGAACCGGAAUAAAGUGCCAAUGUCGCUUGCGAUUUUUCUUUACCUUUUUUAUAUAUUUUGAACCCCAAUGAAGGGUCGGUUGAGCAUUUUGUGGAAAAACCUAGCAGUCUCGCUGAUGAAUAAUAUUGGAAAUCGCAAUGUUUUUCGAUAAUUUUGGGCGAAAUUCUGUAGUUUUUUUUACCAAAGAUUACAUAACUUGCAAUUUCUGGCUUUUUCAUUUCUUACGUGUCGAUUAAAGAACUGGAAUAUUUGGAGUUCGACUAAAUUGUAUCAUUGACUAAUUGUAUAUGUGUAGAAGUAUUGAAAAACUGGAUUUUUUCAGUAGAAAUGGAAUCGAAUCGAAAGCACCGAGCGAAUUCACUAGGUUUUCCUUUGAAUGUUUCAUUGGUGUGUUCUUCAUCUUUUUCAUUAUGUAUCGUAUAUCCAUUCUUGGUCUCUUAAUUAACGUAAUUUUUAAUACUAUCUAGUGAAACUUGAGUGCAGUAAUCUCCAAGAAUUGUUUAUUCGUACAAAUGUUACAUGCAUAGUAAAAUAGUUUUGUAUUUUUUUGAAUUAGUCGUAGAAAUUAUUUCUAAGAAUAACUCGCACUUAGCAGUCAAAUGAACUCUGGCAGGACAUUCGACUGUCUUUUUCAUUGUUAAAAAAUUGUAAUUAUGGAAUUCGCACUUCGAGAAAAUGUGGGAAUCUCCAUUGUCCGAAGAGCAGUCAGUCGGUCAUUUUUCUUAGUGUUAAACAAUAUCGAUGGUGCCUUCAGGUGUCCUCGAUUGGUACGUUGGCAGUGUAUACGCUCUGAAACAAACGAAAUAAAACACAUUUUCUACUAUAAAAAAA